Molecule: messenger RNA, 2598 nt
Organism: Panicum virgatum (switchgrass)
Lineage: Eukaryota; Viridiplantae; Streptophyta; Magnoliopsida; Poales; Poaceae
Product: wall-associated receptor kinase 3-like
Exons: 4
Coding region: 10-2346 (778 amino acids)
Biological process (GO): cell surface receptor signaling pathway; protein phosphorylation
Cellular component (GO): plasma membrane
Molecular function (GO): polysaccharide binding; protein serine/threonine kinase activity; calcium ion binding
Source: RefSeq, a predicted model, not a curated record
CAUUUGGGGAUGGUAGCAAUAAGCAGUAGGGGAGUGAUGAUGUUCUCUGCCUCGUUGCUGCUGCUGCUGCCGCCGCCGGUGGCGGCGGCGGCGGCGGCACCAGCUGCUGCUGCUGCCACGGCCGGGACUCACUGCACCAGCAAGUGCGGCAACAUCAGCAUCCCGUUCCCGUUCGGCGUGGAGCCCGGCUGCUUCCGCCCCGGCUUCAAUGUCACCUGCGCCGACGACAUGCUGCUCCUGCACAACAUCUCGGAGAUAUUCGACAUCAAUCUGGCCAACGGCACGUUGGACAUCUACGUGCAACGCGUCGACCAGUCCCUCCCCGUUCCCCAGACCCACGACAUCGGGAAUUGGGACGUCGUCGGCGUCGGCCUAGACGGAGGGCCGUACACUCUGGCGGCAGGAAGGAACAAGCUCGUGGUGAUCGGCUGCGACGUCCAGGCCCUCCUCAUGGAUGUGAGCGAGGAUGUCCUGAGCACUUGUGCAGCUUUCUGCUCACCAAUCAACAAAAAGUUGUACCAGGUUGCGUCCCCCGACUGCUCCGGCGUCGGCUGUUGCCAGGCGCCCAUCCUGGCAGGCCUCGACGUCUACCUGCUCCAGUUUCGCCGGUUCAACGGUUCAUGGAGCGGCAACCAGGCCACGGUGUACAUAGUGGAUGCGGAUCUCUUGAGCUCUUAUCGGAUGGAUGAAAUGCAAGAGGCCGCUCUUCCGGUUGUGCUUGAGUGGGUCAUCAGCAACUCGACAUGCCAGAGCAACUCGACGACGGCGCCUGAAUGCCGCAGCAGCAACAGCUUCUGCAAGAACAGCACUGCUUUCCGUGGCGGCCACCGGUGCCACUGCUCAGAGGGUUACGACGGCAACCCCUACCUUGUGGAUGGAUGCAAAGAUAUAGACGAAUGCAAAUUUCCAGAGAUCUAUCCAUGUUUUGGCGACUGCAACAACACAAUAGGCGGGUACCUGUGCCAGUGCCCUCUUGGCUUUGAGGGUGAUGCGUCUGUACCAACAGGAUGCAAAGACGUUGACGAGUGUGUGCACCCAGAUGCACAUUCGUGCUAUGGAAUCUGCAAAAAUUUGCCGGGAUCAUUUCAGUGCCAAUGUCCUCAGGGAACCUAUGGGGAUCCCACAACGAAAGGAGGUUGCAUUACGAUCAAGAAUUCCUUCCCAGGUUCAAAAAUAGCUCUAGUAGUUAGCAGCGGAUUCAUUCUUUUGAUUGUAGCACUUGCCGCUCCCUUCAUCACACACAAAAUACAACUACGACGGGUGAAAAGGUUGAAGGAAAAAUUCUUCAAGCAAAAUCAUGGUUUGCUAUUGCAGCAAUUGAUUUCCCAGAAUACUGAUAUCGGCGAAAGGAUGAUCAUUACCUUAAGAGAAUUAGAGAAGGCCACGGACAAUUUUGAUAAAACCCGUGAGGUUGGUGGUGGAGGACAUGGUGUUGUGUAUAAAGGAAUAUUAAAUCUGCAUGUGGUUGCCAUCAAGAAAUCCAAGAUUGUAGUACAGAGAGAAAUAGACGAUUUCAUAAACGAAGUCGCGAUUCUGUCUCAAGUCAAUCAUAGAAAUGUGGUGAAGCUUUUGGGAUGUUGCCUCGAAACAGAAGUUCCAUUGCUUGUCUAUGAGUUCAUAUCCAAUGGAACUCUUUAUCACCAUCUUCAUGUUGAAGGAGCAAUAUCUCUAUCAUGGGAUGAUCGAUUAAGGAUUGUGCUUGAAGUUGCAAGAGCUUUGUCUUAUCUACAUUCUUCUACUUCUAUGCCAAUAUACCAUAGAGACAUCAAGUCUUCCAACGUACUCCUUGAUGAUAGUUUAACAGCAAAGGUUUCGGACUUUGGAGCUUCAAGGUACAUCCCGAUAGAUCAGACGGGGGUGACUACAGCAAUUCAAGGAACAUUUGGUUAUCUAGAUCCCAUGUAUUAUUAUACGGGUCGCCUAACAGCCAAGAGUGAUGUCUUCAGUUUUGGAGUUCUUACUAUGGAAUUGCUCACUAGAAAGAAACCAUUUGUUUAUAGGUCUGGUGAUGGUGAUGGUGAUGGCCUUGUUUCACAUUUUAGCUCACUAUUCAGAGAAGGAAAACUAGCUGACAUAAUAGACCCACAAGUCAUGGAAGAGGGUAAUGGGGACAUCCAAGAAGUAGCGGCACUAGCAGUGGUGUGCACUAAAUUGAAGGGAGAAGACAGGCCUACAAUGAGGGAAGUGGAGUUAAUCCUUGAAAACUUGUGCGCUAAGAUGCAUAAUACAAGUUGCACAACACCAUAUAGUAGGGAUCAAAUCCUAGCUCAAGGGGUUACUCAAGAAGUAAGCAGGCAAUACACCAUGGAAGAAGAAAUAGAGUUGUCAGCGAGGUAUCCUCGGUGACCACCAUUUUCUAGUCUGAAGAAUAAUAAUGCUUCGUACAAUCCUUUAUAACAUUCAUGGCAACGCCGCAGUAAAUUUUGUGUUGAGGUAGACAUACAUCUGAAGUAGAGCAUCCUGUGUAGUCUUAAACUGCCAUCAUAAGGCUCGAACAGAGAAGGAGCAAGCAUCCUAGUUGAAGCUUGCUCUGCCCAUUGUCCCCGCUCAUCAUGAGUUCGAUCUACAACCAAAACAUCAAGGCGUAUUUUCUCCAUC